AAUCGUUGUCUUCCUGUACGGUUUCGAGAUGUACUUCCUCAACCCCCACCUAUUACCGAGCCAGCCCUGCCACCAACCGCAGACCUCUCGCCCGCUUCGGAGACAAGUGCACCGUUGUCACGCACACUUCUCAGUGUUUUCGGACUUUCGCGUCGAUAUUACAGCGAUCACUCGCCAACUCACGAUCCAGAAGAGCUUACAACUCUAGAAAACCUCACUCUGACACACUCCGAGUCAGACCAAGAUUUCAGUAUGCCUGCUCCUAUAACACAUAAUAGCAGCAUAGAAGCUCCAGAUGCUUUCCAUCCAUAUCCAAACAAAUCAUUGUUUCUCCUUGGCGAUUGGUUUUGGAACGGAGGUAUCCAGAAGUCACACAAGAGUUUCAAGGAACUAUUACAGAUAAUUAGUGACAGCGAGUUUCGAUCUGAAGACAUUCGUGCUACGCGCUGGAAUUUAAUCAACAAUCGACUUGGAUCUAGCGCAGACGAUGCAGAGGUGCAUGAUGAUGUGACCUUCGAAGGUGCUGGGUGGAAGAAGACUGCAAUCAACAUCAAGAUACCCGUUCACAAGCGCACAGAAAACCCAGGCAUUUACGACUAUCUCAUCACUGAUUUAUAUCAUCGACCACUCGUAUCUGUCAUCCAGGAGAAGCUUGCAAACAAAAAGCACGACAAACUAUUCCAUUAUCAGCCCUAUGAACUACUCUGGAAUCGCAGAGGGUCUGAAAGAUCCACUUGUGUUCAUGGGGAACUGUACAACUCUGAGGCUUUUAUUGGAGCACACCGUGAAGUCCAAGAGUCUCCAGCAGAGCCUGGGUGUGAUCUAGAACAUGUCGUUGUCGCUCUUAUGUUUUGGUCAGAUUCAACCCAUCUGACUUCCUUUGGUAAUUCCAAACUCUGGCCUUGCUACAUGUUUUUUGGAAACAAAUCUAAAUAUCGACGAUGCAAGCCUUCUUGUCAUCUAUGUAGUCAUGUCUCCUACUUCAAUCAUCUUCCAGAUAGUUUCAAGGAUUUUGCUAUGAAGCACUUUGGUGGGAAAGGUCCCAGUGCUGACUUUCUUGCGCAUUGCCAUAGGGAACUCUAUCACAUGCAGUGGAAGAUUCUUCUCGACGAGGAGUUUAUAGAAGCCUAUAAACAUGGGAUCGUGAUACGCUGUUGUGACGGUAUUGAUUGUCGAUUUUACCCUUGGAUACUCACGUAUUCUGCUGAUUAUCCAGAAAAGUGA
This is a messenger RNA of Suillus bovinus, 1224 nucleotides long. RefSeq lists its product as uncharacterized. The annotation marks the transcript as partial. The transcript has 2 exons. Lineage: Eukaryota; Fungi; Basidiomycota; Agaricomycetes; Boletales; Suillaceae. The record is from RefSeq and is a predicted model, not a curated record.